CAAUGAUUUGCAUAUUGUUGUUUCUCAGCUUCACACAACAAACCAGAAAAUCAAUUUCAUAUAUUUGAAGUCCAAUUGAAACAAAGCCUUGCCCCUUUUUUUAUCUUCCCUUUGCAUUAAAACCCAACAGGUAAGAAGAAAGAACAAGGAUGAGAAUUACUGUAAUGACGGCUGAUGAACAGAUCCUCAAUUUAGACGUUGAUCCUCAUGAAUCUGUUGAAAAUUUGAAAGCUUUGUUGGAAGUGGAGACAAAUUUGCCUAUACAACAGCAACAACUUCUUUAUCAUGGGAGGGAAAUUCAGAACUUUGAGAAAUUGAGUGCAUUGGGUGUUAAAGAUCAUGAUUUAAUUAUGAUGGUACCAAGUUCUGGUUCUAGAGAAUCUACUAAUGAUUUGAGCUUCAAUCUUGAUGGAUCUGCUGUGAACCCUGGAGUUUUCCAACAACAUAUUCGACGUGAUUCUAAUGUAAUCGGACAGAUAUUUCAAGCUGACCCGGAACUCGCACAAGCUAUUCUCGGGGACGAUCUCAACAAACUACAAGACAUUCUACGGGCACGUCAUCAACAACGAUCAGAAUUGCGAAGAAAGGAGUUGGAGGAGCUUGCUCUUCUUGAAGCUGAUCCUUUCGAUGUUGAAGCACAAAAGAAAAUCGAAGCUGCCAUACAACAGAAAGGAAUUGAUGAGAACUGGGCUGCUGCCUUGGAACACAAUCCUGAAGGUUUUGCGAGGGUGGUUAUGUUGUAUGUUGACAUGGAGGUUAAUGGUGUCCCGUUACAGGCAUUUGUUGAUAGUGGUGCACAGUCGACUAUAAUUUCGAAAAGCUGUGCCGAACGAUGCGGAUUGCUAAGGCUUUUAGAUCAACGAUAUAAAGGUAUUGCUCAUGGGGUCGGCCAAUCGGAGAUUCUCGGAAGAAUACAUGUUGCUCCAAUCAAGAUUGGAAAUAUAUUUUUCCCUUGCUCCUUUGUGGUUUUGGACUCUCCCAACAUGGAGUUUCUCUUCGGAUUGGAUAUGCUCCGUAAACACCAGUGUGUUAUCGAUUUGAAGGAAAAUGUUCUUAGAGUGGGAGGAGGAGAAGUUUCUGUACCAUUUUUGCAAGAAAAGGACAUCCCUUAUAACUUCCUUGAUGAAGAAAGGCAUUCGAAGCAUGCAUCGAGCUCCGGCCCUGCUAUUACAACAGGAACAACAGAGAAGAAUGCUAAUGUGCAAUCCGGAGGUCAACCUUCCGGGGGUGCACAUGGUGACAUAACAAAGAGACCUGAAUUUGAGGCCAAAGUUGCAAGGCUUGUUGAGUUGGGAUUUGCAAGAGAAAUAGUGGUAGAAGCUUUGAAAUUCUGUGAUGGCAAUGCAGAACAGGCUGCUGGGAUUCUCUUUGGAGGUUGAAGAUGAUCUUCUCCAUUUUUCAUUCUUAGAAAUAAUAUUGACUUUUAGAGUUUUUAAAACAAAACUUGAGCUACUCUUAUUUCCUCAAUUGAAACUUUUAUUCCAUUUUUAUUUUCUUUGUUUUAACAUGAUAAAGUGCAAUGAAGAUGUUAUUUCAGUUUUGGUAAAAA
This is a messenger RNA of Gossypium raimondii (Peruvian cotton), 1549 nucleotides long. RefSeq names its product protein DNA-DAMAGE INDUCIBLE 1. Gene Ontology annotation, molecular function: aspartic-type endopeptidase activity; protein binding. Gene Ontology annotation, biological process: proteolysis. The record is from RefSeq and is a predicted model, not a curated record. Lineage: Eukaryota; Viridiplantae; Streptophyta; Magnoliopsida; Malvales; Malvaceae. Bases 150 to 1379 code for a protein of 409 amino acids. The transcript is spliced from 14 exons.